GGCCUAGAAUCGUGGCCCUGCGGGGGGACUGGGAGGGUCCCUCUGACCGUGGUGACCUCAGGCCGGCCGAGUCUCUGCGGAGGGAAGGGUGUUGACUAGACAGGGAACCUUUUUGUCUCGGUUUAGGACUGUCCUUGGUCUGCGUUGUUAGGAGCGAGUCAGGACCCUUUCGGACUUCGAAGGCCAGUCUGUGAUGAUUUACUUUCAUGCUGGGAUUUUCGGAGGGGUGUGGGGCUGACCGUGGUCCGGUGAUGCUGGUUACGGAAUAAAACGCGUUGCAAAUCCUUGCUGCUGGAAGUAGUGUUGAUUUACAGGUGGACUGUGGGUCACCACUGGCAGGACUGAAGUUCUGGGAUUGUUUUGGGGGGGGGGGUGGAGAAACUGUGGAGCUUUUUAUCGUUGUGGUGGUGUUCCCAGUUCAGUAACUGUGCUGAGAUGUGUGACAGGACUGGUUCGUUCUCCGGUUCAGGUUGACUGUCCCAGCCUGCUCUUUUCCUGGAAUUUCUGCAGAAGGAAAUACCACAUCAAGACACAAGUUAAGUCCAAAAGCUGAUGUUAAACUUACGACUUCCAGGGUUACUGCUGCUUCAAUCUCCAUGGAGUCUUUAAAAGGUGCAGGAGAUUCAGUAGACGAACAGAAUAUCUGCAGGGGAGGACUAAAGAGUGCGUCGUUGAAGGAUUUGUGUCUUGAAGACAAAAGACGCAUUGCAAAUUUAAUUAAAGAAUUGGCCAGAGUAAGUGAGGAAAAGGAAGUGACAGAAGAACGAUUCCGAGCCGAGCAGGAAUCAUUUGAGAAGAAGAUCAGGCAGUUGGAAGAACAGAAUGAUCUGAUCAUCAAAGAAAGGGAAGCUCUUCAGCUACAGUAUAGAGAAUGCCAAGAACUUCUAAGUCUCUAUCAGAAAUAUCUAUCAGAACAGCAAGAGAAGCUCACCAUGUCUCUCUCAGAACUUGGUGCUGCUAGAAUGCAGGAACAACAGGCAUCCAAUAGGAAAAGCACUCUUCAGUCUUCAGCUAUGGAACUAGAUGGUUCCUACUUGAGUGUAGCCAAAUCACAAACCUGCUAUCAAACCAAGCAGAGGCCUAAGUCUACAAACCAGGACUCCGCUUCAGAAGCCCUUCUGGAUUUUAGGAAUAAUUCUUUGAAACCAGCAGACUUUCAUUAUCCCGAAACAGACCUAGACAGGGUGCCGUCAGAGACCAGAACAUGUGAUUAUGGAUCCCCAGGGAGAAAACUAGCAGAUGCAGUCCCUACAGAGAAGGUUCCACUAGCGGAAUUAAAGAUGAAAGAAUGCCAAACCCUGAAGCCUAUUCCAUCCAGUCAGUGUUGUGGUCAUAGACUUUCUGAAAACUCAGAUCCUAUUCCUGAAAGCCAUCCUACACACAUAGCCCCUCAAUAUUCCAGAACACAUCCAGAAUCAUGCAGUUAUUGUGGGCUUUCCUGGACAUCCCGGAUGCAUGGUCAAGGGACACAGCAGUCUAGUGAAACUGAUGUCAAAAAGCAACUCUCAGAAAAUAGAAGGCACCAACUUAUGCUUCAGAAAAUGGAGCUGGAAAUUGAAAAAGAGCGCCUUCAGCAUCUGCUGACCCAGCAGGAGACAAAACUUCUCCUAAAACAGCAGCAGCUUCAUCAGUCUCGACUGGAUUAUAAUUGGUUAAGAACUCAAGCUGCAUUUAAGUCAAGAGAACUCCUUGCUGCUAAAGAGUUUACCAAACCCCGAGAGUUCAAUCUGGAUAUGAAUGGGGAUGACUCUGGACCAAGUUUAUUGAAGUCAAAAUGUGAUGGCUGGCUGCUGGGAGCAUCAUCAUCCAUCAAAAAACACCAAGAGUCCACUAACAGUGGUGAAAAUAGAAGAGAGAAGAAGACAGUUGGGUUUCAAUCACAUACAGAAGAUGAUACCCUAUGGACAUGUCAAAAGAAAGAUACAUAUCGACCCCAAAGAGGAACAGUGGCAGGAGUUAGAAAAGAUGCAUCCACAUCUCCUAUAACAAUAGGAAGCCAAAAGGAGCUUGGAAUCACAAGCUCAUCAGCGCUGCAGCACGACUCUUCUUGGUAUGAGACCUCUCUGCUGGAUUUGGUUCAAUCUCUGAGUCCAAAAUCUGCUCCCAAACCUCAACCCCAUUCCUCCAGAGAAGCUGGGGCCUGGAUUCACAGUAAUCACCGACUCAGUCCUCGAAAAUCAACCUGGAACAAGAUGGGGACAGGCAGGACCCCCGAAGACCUGGAAGAGAAUCAAAUUCUGGAAGAUAUCUUUUUCAUUUGACGUUGAAACACAUGCUACAGAAUUUCCAUCUGAAAUGUGUGGGCUUCUUUAUAUCCUGAUCUAGGAUUUUAAAUUAUUUGAUCGCAAACUAACCGCGUCUCUCCUUUCACAGGGGCCUCUCUCACUAACAUCCUGUUAUGUGUUGAACAUAGAAAUCAUGUUACAAACCCAGAGUGGUUUUGAUCAGACCCCUCAGUAGGUGACACAUUAAGGGCAGAGUGGGGGAGGGCAGUAUCUUUUCUGUGCCAAGCAGAGAUCAGAAAAUUAACAUAGGACCCUUUCUACAUGCAAAGGACUUAACAUAUUCAGCCUCAUUUCCAGAGUGUUUCCUUCUCAAUACUUAGUGGGAAAAGGUUGGUUCUCUUUCGUGCACAAGGAAGACCUUUUCACAGAAAAAUCCCUCUGAUUUAAAAGUAGCCCCUUUGCAACAUAAGCAGUUUCAGAAAGACACUCCCUUUACUUCUCCACCUCACCUUUACCUCUGUUCCCUCAUUGCCUACCUCUGUAUACGUGUAGUCAUUUAAUUCCGAAGUUGGAGUUGAUGUCCCUACCAUCACAAGCAACACCCACAACCAAUUGCGAGUCAGUUCCAGUAAUCAUCAUCUGUAACCAAAGGGCACAGUGGGCUAGAGGGAGGGCCCCAACCAAUCCUUGGAAACCAGCAUUAAGUCACAACAUAGAGUGACUGCCCUCGGGAAAUAAAAUGGAGACACAGGCCUGACAUGCUUUUCCUGCCAUCCACCCAUUUCCCGGGAUAAAUAAAAGCAAUAGCUCAGUACUUUUUACUGACCUAAAUGUCUGUAUUUGUGAGCUGCCCAUGGCUGUCUCCAGGGAAGAUGCCACUGGAGAGAGGAGCAUCAGCUGCCACAGGCUGAGAGGCCUUCCCUGGUUCUCCCUCUUACCUCAUGAGGAUCAAAGGCCCUAGCUUGAUCGCGCCUUUGAUGUGCUCUGCUCAGGCUAUUGUCCCGUGACUCCAAAGAAACAUCUCUACUUGCCACAUUCUUCUCCUCCACUCCCAAGCAGAAUCUCCCUAUCUUUUCCACUCCUCCCUUUGACCCAGAAAAGACCUGUCGAAAAAGUACACUUGCAACCUCAUUCUCUCUCUUCUUCUAUUUGGCAGAGCUCUUAAGAUGGGUCCUUCAGCUUACAGUGGGCUCCAGUGGGUUCUCAUGCCCCUAGGCAGCAUGAUGAACCUGGUAGAGCCCCUGAGUUGAUGACUUCCAGUCACUGGAAGCAAGGAAGGUGUGUCCCCAGAUGUGUCUACUUGGUGACCUUAUUUGAUCUGUUCUGUUUCUCUCUCCAUUUCACCCAACCCCAGGCUUGAAGUGGGACCAAGAGUCUGUCAGUCAGCAUUGGUAGCCAAGGUCAGACCACCCAGGGUAAACUGCAUUAGUGAGCCUACAGGGCUUCCCUAAAGUCUUUAUCAAAACUAGAUUAUCUCAGCCUACAAAAACCUUGUUAAACAGAUUCUUUAUGUG
Messenger RNA from Mustela lutreola (European mink), 3739 nucleotides. RefSeq names its product KIAA1328 ortholog. The transcript has 10 exons. Lineage: Eukaryota; Metazoa; Chordata; Mammalia; Carnivora; Mustelidae. The record is from RefSeq and is a predicted model, not a curated record. Bases 597 to 2261 code for a protein of 554 amino acids.